Messenger RNA from Aspergillus ibericus CBS 121593, 1593 nucleotides. Its product is annotated as MFS transporter. The transcript is spliced from 5 exons. Gene Ontology annotation, biological process: amino acid transmembrane export from vacuole. Bases 1 to 1593 code for a protein of 530 amino acids. Lineage: Eukaryota; Fungi; Ascomycota; Eurotiomycetes; Eurotiales; Aspergillaceae. The record is from RefSeq and is a predicted model, not a curated record.
AUGUCCCAGAACCCUGAAUCUUGUGAAGAGCGUGGAUCCGUGCUCGAACACAGUACCAGCCCUAAGACUUUGGGGGCCCGGGAAGCCGUUGUCUCCGACGAGGUGGAAGCCAACGACCCGUCGCAAGGCCAUGGUCGCUUCAACUCCAAGCGCGCCCUCUGGGGGUUCCUUGUUCUCUGCUUCUCGACCGGACCGACAUCCGGAAUGUCUACAACGUAUGCAUCCGCGGCCAUCCUGUCUGCUGCCAAUGCUCUAGGGCACCAAGCAGGAUCCAACAAGCCGUGUUCCACCCGGGGCACCAACAUCAGUUGCUUGGUGAAAUUUGGUGCCGGUGAAAUUGAUUAUGCCAGUUACACAUUAUACCUCCGCGCCAUUGCGAGGGCCACCGAGGGCGUCCUGGCUAUAUUCACCGCAGGUAUUGCCGACUAUUCUGACUACCGCAAGACCAUGAUGAUGUCCUCCAUCUUCCUCUUUGGCGUCUUAGCCCUCCCAUUCGCCGGCCUAACCGCCCAGACCUACAGCCAUCUCACUGCGUUGGCCGUGCUGUACUGCUGCCUCACCACCGUCCAAGGCAUCUACACCGUCAUCGAAGGCUCCUACAUCCCCAUCUUCAUGCGCUCCACCGGCUGGUUCCGAACCUCGAUCGUGGGCCGCAGCGACGCCAGCCCGGAAGGCAAGAUCUGGCAGAAGGGUGUCUCCGUCAGUGUCUUAGCCCUCGUCGCCAGCAAUGUCGGCGCCCUCAUGGCUCUAAUCAUCGGCGUCAUCCUCGUCUACGGCCGAGGUUCCUACGUCAAAGUAGGAUACUUCAAUUACCUCCUCGCCAUUACCAUCGCCGGCUGCAUCACCAUCCUAUUCGCCAUCCUCGGCCACAUCCUCCUCCCCAACAUCCAAGGAAAACCCCUAGCGCAUAAACGCGACGCCCUCCCCCUCCCCCUCCGUAACUGGCUCCGCCUCCUCCGCCACGCCCCCCACUACUCCGAAGCCUUCAAGCUUUGCAUCGGCUGGGUCCUGUGGAACACCGGCUACACGAACCACCUCACCCUCGUCUCCGCCUUAUUCCUCGAAGUCACCGGCUUCUCCCGCAGCUCGGGCGUCUACUCCGUCUGGUCCUUCACGAGCGUGAUUUUCGCCUGCACGGGUAGUCUCACUUUUCUCUUCCUCUACCCGCGCGUCCAUCUCCCAGUGAAAUCCUGGGCAUAUGUCCUCCUCACCAUCAACAUCCUCUGCGUCCUCUGGGGCUGUCUCGGCAUCAACCCCCACGUUCCUAUCGGAUAUAAACACCAGGUGGAAUUCUGGAUCGAACAGGUCCUGUUCAUGUCGAGUAGUAGUGCCUUGCGGGCGUAUAAUCGGGCCAUCUAUUCAUCGUUGAUUCCGAAGCACGCCGAGGCGCAGUUCUUUGGGCUUGAGAUUACGUUGGAUUUGGCGACGGGGUGGAUUAAUCCCCUCGUCAUGGGGGUUAUUCAGGAUCGGACGCAUAAUUUGCGCUUUCCGAUGAUUCCGAAUUUGUUGUUGAUGGUCGUGGGGUUGGGGUGUUAUGUUUGGGUGGAUAUGGGGAGGGGGUUGAUGCAGGCGAGGGUGCCGUUGGGGUUGUGA